Molecule: messenger RNA, 3737 nt
Organism: Cyprinodon variegatus (sheepshead minnow)
Lineage: Eukaryota; Metazoa; Chordata; Actinopteri; Cyprinodontiformes; Cyprinodontidae
Gene: l3mbtl1b
Product: lethal(3)malignant brain tumor-like protein 4
Exons: 22
Coding region: 16-2511 (831 amino acids)
Biological process (GO): regulation of DNA-templated transcription
Cellular component (GO): nucleus
Molecular function (GO): zinc ion binding; protein binding
Source: RefSeq, a predicted model, not a curated record
GUUCUUUGGCACGAAAUGGAAGCAGGAAAGGACGUAGGUGAUAUCAGAGGAGUGGGAAUGACUGACACUCCGCCCAGUGAUGGACCCUCCCAGGGAGCUGAAUUUGACAUGAUGGGUGCUCUGGACUGGAAGGAUGGCAUUGCCACACUGCCAGGCAGUGAUAUCAGGUUCCGCAUGACAGAGUUUGGGACCCUAGAAAUUGUCACAGACGUUGAGGUCAAAGGGCAGGAGGCUGAGCCUCAUCGUGAGACCUUGAACCCAGUGCGGUCUCACACUCCCACCCCUCCACCAGAAGUCCAAAAACAGGCCAGCAUGGCCGCAGCACUGGUCCCUCUGGGCAAGCCAGGCUCAUCCCAAGCUAAAGAGGAGGACCGCGGUAUGGAGGUUGGCCCCAGGGCCAAAGCUAGUUCUGGGACAGACACAGGUCCAAAUGGGGAGCUGUUAAGGUGUCGGGGCUGUGAUGGCCAUGUUUCCAGGCACGCUCUUAUCGAAGGAAAAUACUGUGGUUCUUGUGUUCAUCACUGUAGUGGCAGAUCCUCUCCAGCAGAAGUGCGCGACAGUCAAGCAGUGGAAGGCGAGCGGCUGGGGAAACGCGUCCGCAAAAAGAGGAAGAUCUACAUGGAAUCUGGUGAUGAAGAGGAGGACAAUCAAGAAGAACCAGAGGAAAAGGCCAAGGCUACCAAAAGCAGGAGGGGAACCAAAAUGGCCAAACUUGUGACUACCAUGGCCAAUAAGAAGCGGGCAUGGAGCUGGCCUGCCUACCUGGACGAGGGGCGAACUAUUGCUGCACCUGUGAAACUUUUCAAAGAACAUCAGUCAUUUCCUCAAAGCAGGAACAGUUUUAAGGUUGGAAUGAAGCUUGAAGGACUUGACCCAUCUCACCCGUCUCUCUUCUGUGUGCUCAGUGUUGCAGAGAUCCAGGGUUACAGAGUUAGACUCCACUUCGACGGUUACCCUGAAUGCUACGACUUCUGGGCUAAUGCUGACUCGUGGGACCUGAAACCAGCUGGCUGGUGUGAGAAGAACGGACACAAAUUGUUACUGCCUAAAGGCUGUAAAGAGGGAGAGUUUAACUGGAGCAUGUAUGUGAAAAACUGCAGAGGCCAACUGGCUCCAAAGCACCUUUUCAAGAGCCUCAACACUUCUGUGACUCCUUCUGGAUUCAGAGCGGGGAUGAAACUGGAAGCAGCCGACAGGAAGAACCCUUCGCAGAUCUGUGUAGCAACAAUAGCUGCUGUUGUUGACAACCGCCUUCUUAUUCAUUUUGACAGCCUGGAUGACACACAUGAUUACUGGUGUGAUGCCAGCAGUCCAUACAUCCAUCCGGUUGGUUUCUGUGCAGAAGCUCAGCUGACUCUAACAACUCCACCUGAAUAUAAAGAUUCCACAAAUUUCUCAUGGGAAAAGUAUAUGGAGGAAACGGGAACACAGGCUGCUCCUGCAAGAGCUUUCAAACCGCGGCCUCCUCAUGGCUUCCAGGUGGGGAUGAAGGUGGAAGCAGUUGAUAAAAGGAACCCCAUGCUAAUUCGUGUAGCUACUAUUGUAGACACAGAAGACCACAGACUGAAGAUUCACUUUGAUGGAUGGAAUAGUGAUUAUGACUACUGGAUUGAGACAGACUGCCCCGAUCUGCACCCUGUAGGAUGGUGUCAGAAAACUGGACACCCGUUACAGCACCCCAACAGCACAAGUGAUGUAUUGCCUGCCCCAGGACAAGGUUGUCCCACCCCAGGAUGCAACGGCGUGGGACACAUAAGGGGACCUCGCUAUGGGACACACUACACCCAGGUGAGCUGCCCUUACUCUGAGAUAAACCUGAACAAGGAGGGUUUGUUGCCCGAUCGUCUCGGCGGAGAGCGGCCUCCUGUCCUCAAUGUACCUCCACCACGGGGGCGGCGCCCCGAACCUCAUCCAAACAAUCCGCCUCAAAAUCCAUCAGCACCAGUACAGACUGACCCACCUGCGGAAUCACCAAGCAGGAAACCAAUGACUGGAGAAGCUGAGCUUCCAGAGUGCAACAACAAAUCCGAGCCACUGAGUGGAGCCAACGAGCAAAGCACCAAUGGAACACGGCCUAAACGGAUGGCUCCACUUCCCAAGUACCUAACAAUGCACUAUGUCAAGGAUGAGAUUAGUGAUGGAAAAUCUUCUCCAGAAACCAUAUCCCUGCAGCAAGCGCUCCACGAGUCUGUGUUCUCCCCCGGCAUCGCCGCCUCUCCCCCGCACAGAGUGGCUCUGUGCUGGGACAAACACUGCCAGCUACUGCCUGAGGUCCUGGGUCUGACCGCCAAGAGAGUGGCCGCUUGGAGUGCAGAGGAGGUGGCUGGUUUUGUUAAAGGACUUCCAGGAUGUAAAGAACAUGCUGCUACUUUUAAAACAGAGCAAAUUGAUGGCGAGGCCUUCCUGCUUCUCACCCAAGCAGACAUCGUUAAGAUUCUGUCCAUCAAGCUCGGACCCGCUUUAAAGAUCUACAACUCCAUCCUCAUGCUGAAGAAUGCAGACGAAGAGUGAGACCUGACCUAAGGGGGUGGAUCUCUUCCCCCAUCCAGGUCCUCCAGUCGAUCCACUCAGCCGUGGCUCAACAUCGGACCUUUGAUUAACAAAAGAGAAUUCAACCAGAACAAGGCCAGUUCGCUUUGUUGUGCAAUGGUGGAACUACCAGAGAGGAAAGGAGAAAGAGAAAGCCUUUGACUGGAAGGUUUCCAUUCUCUCCCCUCUUUUUCUCUACGACAGCCAGCUUUAGAGAGUAUUUUAAGACACCAUACGGAUUUACUAACCUGAUUUGUGUUUGUUUACAGAAUCUUAAAAACAUGCAGGAGCCUUUAAGGCUUCUUAAUAUUGUACAGUUUACAGAUUGGAUUUAUUGUCCCAGUUGUUGGAUUACUUGUUUGUGAAGAAAGGAUGUUCUGGCCGGCAAAACUAGUUUGUUUUGUUUGUUUUGCUGGUUUGUUUGUGAGUUUUUUUUUGGUUUUUUUAAAGCUGCAAAAUACAAUCAUAAAAAUAUGGGGGAGAUUUUAAAAUGUGAAACCUUGUGGCGGAGAGGCACCUAAGUUUUUCUCCAAUAAAUUGGAAAGGGAUGACUGCUUGGUAGGCUCAAAGAGCAAAGUGUUUGGUUAAUCCAGAGCAGGAGAUCCUUAAAACCAAGUCUUUGUUUGUCUGUAGAUAUGAUUAAGUAUGUUUGAGGAAUGGAGACGCAGUUUCCCACCAUCCUGUGUAGGAUGGGUUUCUGGUCAACGGAUUGUUUUUGGAGCGAACAGCAAGGAUGGACUCGCUAAAUCAAGGAACCCUCCUGCCUCUAGAGAUGAAACGGAUGCUGAACCAGCUGCUUUUGGUUUGUUCUUGUAGCAACACAUGAAUAUGAAUGUUAAACAACUCCAAGUUGUUUUGGUAUCCAUCUUAUUCUGUUGUUCAAAUAAGCUCUAACUUUAAAUGUAAAUACAACUAAAAUAAGAAACCUAUCUCUCUCCCUGCCUUGGUUUAGUCCUGCUUCAUUAUGCAAAGACUAAUAAUCUGAGUGUUUGGGCAAAGAAGACAUGAAAGCAGUGAACUGAUUAAAAACAAAAUAUUUUAAUGAUAAGGGGAGAGCCUUUGUUGGAGUGUUUGUAAAUAUGCGUGUACCACAGCGAGUUGGAUGUUUACAUCAGUUACUGUUGAUAUGCAAACAGCUUUUAUUUAUGUUUUGUAAAUUAUAGAACAACGGUACGCUGCUCUGCCUCCUCUAAUGGAACGUGUGAACG